This is a messenger RNA of Cololabis saira (Pacific saury), 6646 nucleotides long. It is a transcript of the gene plxnd1, whose product is annotated as plexin D1. Gene Ontology annotation, molecular function: semaphorin receptor activity; protein binding. The transcript is spliced from 36 exons. Gene Ontology annotation, biological process: negative regulation of cell adhesion; semaphorin-plexin signaling pathway involved in axon guidance; positive regulation of axonogenesis. The record is from RefSeq and is a predicted model, not a curated record. Bases 127 to 5829 code for a protein of 1900 amino acids. Gene Ontology annotation, cellular component: semaphorin receptor complex. NCBI's taxonomy places the organism in Eukaryota, Metazoa, Chordata, Actinopteri, Beloniformes, Belonidae.
UUGGCGCUGAGCAGGAAACAAGCCUUUCCUCUCCAAUUGUCGCGGUAUAGGAACAAACACCCCAAUUUUGUCUUUGCUCAAUGCACCUCUCGGCACAGAAGACGCGGAAGCCGGUCAGAAGGAAGAAUGCCUCCUUCGAUGGGGACAGCUGUUUUCUCGCUCCUCGGCGUCCUGGCUUUCAUGGAGACGCGCCGGAGCGCGAGCGCGCUGCACAUCCAACAGGCUUUCUUCUCUCUCAACCCAACCAAUAACUUCGCGGUGGACCCGGUGUCGGGAAAGGUGUACCUGGCCAGCGUCAACACGGUUUUCCAGCUGAACGGGACGCUGAGCGUGGAGGUGGAGGAGAGGACGGGGCCGGUGGAGGACAACCUGUUGUGCCAUGCGCCGCAGCUGCCCCAGGCGCCCUGCGAGCACCCCAAAGCCCUCACCGACAACUACAACAAGCUGCUGGAGCUGGACCGGGAGCAAGGGGUCGUGGUGGUGUGCGGGUCCGUGUAUCAGGGCUUCUGCGAGCUGAGGAAAAUGGGGAAUAUUUCAGAGAUAGCCGUGGAGUUCCCCCCUCAGGGCGAGAAGACCGUGUUCCCCAGCAUGCUCAACAUCGCCGCCAAUCACCCCAACGCGUCCACCGUGGGGCUGGUGUUCAAGAGCCACGGGGGGAACACCCUGCUGCUGGUCGGGGCCACUUACACCGGGGCUGGAACACAGUUUUUCCCCAAAAACCACAGCAAGGAGGACCUGCGCUUUGAAAACACUCCAGAAAUCGCCAUCCGCUCCUUGAACAUCAAGGAUUUAUCCAGACUCUUCACCUACGACAUCAACCCCUCGGAGGAUAACGUGUUUAAGAUCAAGCAAGAGGUCAAGACCAAAAACAAGCUGAACUUUGUGCGCGCCUUCAUCCAGAAGACGUACUCCUACAUCGCCUUUAAUAAUGAUGCGAAAAUGGGCCACAAGGAGAGCCAGCCCAACAGCAUCCUCGCCAGGAUAUGUCUGGAUACCGAGAACCCCAGGAAGUCCAGCGGGCCGGAGAGCAGGAAACUCACGGAGUCCUACAUCCAGAUGCCUCUCCAGUGCGGAUUUAACGGGAACAUCUUCAACCGGCUGCUGUCCGUGUUCCCGGCGGAGGUCCAGGCGGAGGACGGGAGCGGCCCGGAGUCUUACCUGUUCGGAGUUUUUUCUAAGGCGGACAGAAAAAGUGCUCUGUGCGCCUUCAAGUUCAGCGACAUCGAGGAGGAGAUCCGGCACGGCCGCAGGAACUGCUCCAGCUCCCCCAGCAGUGAUAUCCAGGUGCUGGACAGUGUCAUCCAGGGCUCCGGGGCCAUCUGCAUACUGAGAGGAAACCUGGUGCUGCAGCCCGAGCAGCUGGACUGCGGCGCGGCACACCUGCAGCAUCCUCUGGCUCUACGGAGGCCUCUGAUGGCCGUUCCUAUUUUUGAAUACCCAGGCCUUACGUCAGUCUCUGUGGACAACGUGCACAACCACACGGUGGUUUUUCUGGGAACCAACAAUGGACGACUUCGUAAGCUGACCCUGGCGAACAUGGCUUUGGCCAACCAGUGGACGCUGAAGCUACCGUCCGGCGAAGCAGUCCACCACAUGAUGUCCUUCGACCCCAGCGACAGCAACUUCCUCUAUGUCAUGACGUCUCACCAUAUGCUGAGAGUGAAAGUGGCCCAGUGUGACCAGUGGAAGAGCUGCAGUGCCUGUUUGGGAGCAGGUGACCCUCACUGCGGUUGGUGCACUCUGGAGAACAGAUGUACCAUCCAGAAGGAGUGUGCUCAGGCCCUGUUGGCACGUACUUGGAUCAGCAUGAGUGAAGGCCCCGAUCAGUGUCCAUCCAUUACCCUGACACCCCCAGAAAUCAGCAUCUCUGCAGACAUCAAGAACGUCGGCAUCCUGAUAAAUGGUACUGUUCCCAACCUGAACGGCUCGCGUGUGGAGUGUGAGUAUUGGCCGGGGGUUUCCACCACCGCCACACUGCACCUGGAUCAGGGUCCCUCCCAGAUCCAGACCUGUCCGCUGCUCCCUCGACAAAACUACCAACCCAUCCUACCCGGCACAGAUCACCUGAGUGUUUCUGUGGCAAUAAAAGUGAACGGUACAUCUGUAGUAUCUGGCAGCUUCAUCAUCUAUGACUGUGAGAGGACUGGAGCGAUACACCCCACCACAUCAUGUGUGAGCUGCCUGAGCACCAAGUGGAAGUGUUACUGGGACCAAGAGAACCACCAAUGUGUCUCAAGUAAAGAUGAUUCAACGCACAACCUGCUGGAGAGUCCGGCUUCCUGUCCCAGACUGGUUCCCUCACAGGUUCUUCCAUCACCAUCAGGACUGGCCCAAGACUUUAACCUGUCCCUCAUCAACAUCCCGGAGAGGGAGACGCUGGAGUGUGACUUUGGGACAGAGGAGCGGUACGAGGCCACAUGGCUGAACGACUCGACCGUCAAGUGCAGCGGGGUGACGCUGUUCACUGAUCAGAGGAGUCACGUCUACCACCUCAACCUGAGGAGGACAAGAUACUUCAGCAGUUACGGGAAGGAUAUGUUCAUCGACAGCCCGCAGCCCAUGAAUGUGGAGGUGUACAACUGUGGAGCGGGAAGCUCGGACUGUUCCCAAUGCUGGGGCCGUGAGGAUCAGCGACACCUCUGUGGCUGGUGCGAAAACAGCUGCACGCCAAGGGAUGACUGUCUGGCCAACAAGGAUCAGUGUCCGGCUCCUGAGAUCCACAAGAUCUCCCCCCUGAGGGGUCCCGUUGAAGGGGGAACACUGCUGACCGUACAGGGCAAGAACCUGGGCCGGAGGGCUGACGCGGUCAGGGUAUUUAUAGGCGAUGUGCCAUGUGAUCUGCUGCCUGAACGCUAUACUGUCUCUGUAGAGCUUGUGUGUCGCACUGGGAGGCCUGAACAUGACAGAACGGAUAUUGUCCUUGUGGAUGUGGAUCAGAGCGGCAGGGGGAGGUCGAAAGAGAGCUUCUCGUACUUGGUCCCAAAGCUUCUCAGUCUCCAGCCAAAUAGAGGCUCCCGUGCUGGAGGAACCAGAGUGGCCAUCUGGGGGGAACAUCUGGACAUUGGCUCUCAGGUUAAAGUCAAGGUCAACAACACGCUGGAAUGCAGAAUCACAGAGAAAACAGAUCAAACGAUUGAAUGCAUCAUGCCUCCAGUCAUGCAGGCAAACACAGAGUCAGUGACAGUUUGUGUGGAGUUUGAGGACCAUCCCUGUCAAGACACGGAGCUCAGCGACAUGUACACCUAUGAGAAGAACCCCACUAUCAGCUCCAUCCACCCGAAAAAGAGCUUUCUCAGUGGUGGCAGGACCAUCACUGUAACGGGCCAAGGGUUUGACCUGGUGCAGAGAGCCGUCAUGGACGUGGUGGCAGUGGAACGAACGAACUGUGCAGUGGUCUCUGCCUCCACAAUCAGCUGUCCAUCUCCAGCUUCCAGCCAGUCCCUGGAGUUCUCCGUGAAGUUCUUCCUGGAUGGAGUCCUCUACACAGGAGACAGCCCUGCCUUCUCUGAUUACACGCCGGAGGAAGACGACGGGGAACCUCAUAAAGGCCACUUCCUGUUGGAGUAUGUGGAGGACCCUCAGUUCUUCACGGCUAACAAAGAGAAGCUGAUCAAACACCAUUCAGGAGAGCCGCUGACGCUCAUCAUCAAUAAAGUGCCCAGCGACCUGGAGCUGUUGCCGGAGGAGUACUCUGUGAUGAUUGGCUCAUAUCCCUGUAACAUCAGCUUCCAUAAUGACCAGCUGUUUCACUGCACCAUCAACGGACUGCCGAGCACCGGUGAAAGGGAGCUGCCCGUCACCGUGCAAGUUGGGAACUUUCAUCACAUGAUAGCCAAAGUGCAGCUGGGCGGCAGCGAGCUGGCCAUCGUGGUAUCGAUUGUGGUGUGCUGUGUGCUGCUGCUGCUAUGCACCGUGGCUCUGGUGGUGUACUGCACAAAGAGCCGAAGGGCAGAACGGUACUGGCAGAAAACGCUUCUCCAAAUGGAGGAGAUGGAGUCCCAGAUCAGAGAGGAGAUCCGCAAAGGAUUUGCAGAACUGCAAACAGACAUGACAGAUCUGACCAAGGAGCUCAAUCGCAGCCAGGGCAUCCCCUUCUUGGAGUACAAACAGUUUGUCACGCGCACGUUCUUCCCCAAGAUGUGUUCGGAUUACGAGAAGAGUCUGGUCCAGCCCGCCUAUGUGAACGAUGGUUUGGGACCUCGAGCACUGCCGGAGACUCACCCACUGCUGCAGGACUGGACGGCCACCAACACAACGAGGCCUAACGUAGAGGAGGGCAUCACACUGUUCUCCACCCUGCUCAACAACAAGCACUUCCUUAUCACGUUUGUCCAUGCCUUGGAGCAGCAGAAAGACUUUGCUGUACGCGACAGAUGCAGCCUGGCAUCCUUGCUCACCAUCGCCCUCCAUGGUAAACUCGAGUACUACACCAGCAUCAUGAAAGACCUGCUGGUUGAUCUCAUUGAUGCUUCAGCUUCCAAAAAUCCCAAACUGAUGCUCCGCCGCACCGAGUCUGUUGUGGAGAAAAUGCUCACCAACUGGAUGUCCAUCUGCAUGUACAGCUACCUCAAGGAAACAGUGGGUGAGCCAUUCUUCCUGCUGCUUUGUGCCAUCAAGCAGCAGAUCAACAAGGGCUCCAUAGAUGCCAUCACAGGAAAGGCCCGCUACACCCUCAAUGAGGAGUGGCUGCUCCGUGAGAACAUCGAGGCAAAGCCACAGAACAUCAACGUAUCAUUCCAGGGCUGUGGCAUAGACUCAUUGUCCGUCAGGGUCAUGAAUACUGACACAAUCUGCCAAGUUAAAGAAAAAAUCAUAGAAGCCUUUUAUAAAAACCUGCCUUUCUCUCAGUGGCCGCGAGCAGAGGAUGUGGACCUGGAGUGGUUUGACUCUGGCAGCAACAGUAAGCUUCUGCAGGACCUGGACAACACCUCGAAGAUGGAGGACGGCAGAAAGAAACUCAACACGGUCGUCCACUACCAGAUCCCAGAGGGAGCAUCGCUGGCCAUGAGCAUGAAAGACAGCAAAGAGAACACCCUGGGGAGAGUCAAAGAUCUGGAUACAGAGAAGUAUGUGCACUUGGUCCUACCACAUGAUGAGUUAAUAGAGACCAAGAAGUCGCACAGGCACAGUCAUCGUAAGAAGGUCCUGCCUGAAAUCUACCUGACACGCCUGCUGUCAACAAAGGGAACUCUUCAGAAGUUCUUGGAUGACCUCUUUCAGGCCAUCCUCAGCAUCCCUGCGGACCACCCGCCGCUGGCUGUCAAAUACUUCUUUGACUUCCUGGAGGAGCAGGCUGACAAACGGGGCAUCACAGACCCUGACACGCUGCACAUCUGGAAAACCAAUAGUUUACCACUGCGUUUCUGGGUGAACAUCCUGAAGAACCCUCAGUUUGUGUUUGACAUCGAUAAGACGGACCACAUGGACGCCUGCCUGUCUGUUAUCGCCCAGGCCUUCAUCGAUGCCUGCUCCAUCUCCGACCUGCAGCUAGGGAAGGACUCUCCUACCAACAAACUGCUGUAUGCCAAGGAGAUCCCCGAGUAUAAGAAGAGAGUCCAGUGCUACUACCAGCAGAUACAGGACAUGCCGCCGCUCAGCGAGCAGGAGAUGAACGCUCACCUGGCCGAGGAGUCAAGAAAGUACAGAAAUGAGUUCAACACCAACCUGGCCUUGACAGAAAUCUACAAAUACGCCAAAAGAUACAGAAACCAGGUGGUGAAUGCUCUGGAGGCGAACCCCACUGCACGUCGCACUCAGCUGCACCACAAGUUCGAGCAGGUCAUUGCUCUUGUGGAGGACAACAUCUACGAGUGCUGCAGCGAAGCUUGAACCUGCCAGUCUCUUCCGCUCACCGUCUCUUUUUCUGCUGCCAGCUGCCUUCCUCCCGCCUCCACGGUUGCUUGGGAUUGCCACUGAGGAGUUAUUGUUCAUGAGUGUCAUUCCCACAGACUGUUAGUAGGAUGUAGAGCAGCAGUAAAGGGUUUAAACCCGCCUCCUGAGCGCCGUACACUUUCCCCAACGACACAGACAGGAUUCAAGCCUGGCUCAACAACACUCCAGAGGGAACGUGUAGGAGCGCAGACCUUUUUUCCUGGACGUCUUCACAGUUAACGGGACCUGCAGUAAGCCCUGGUGGCGAGCUUAACGCACUGAGCCCUUUUCUGAAGGGAACGAGCCAAUGAUGCACUGUACUGUAAAAUAAUGUCAAUAGCAAUAUUUAUAGAUGUGUUAUAAUGCUGUUGAAGUGGCUUGUUCAUCAGGAUUAGUAGAAACAUGACAGACUCCUCUCAUCUCAUACAGCCUGCGAUGUUCUCAGGUGCGACUGAACAUAGGCGACUGACUCCCGUCGCUUCUUCGAACAAUAUGUCCCAAUGUGCUUUGCGGGUUGAUGAAGGGUUGAGGAGGAGUGAAGAGAAGAAUAUAAGAGACUGAUAAUUAUGGAAAUCAAAUGUUUUAAUGUAGUUCACUGGGAAGAGCUGCAUCAGUAUAAAAGUGUUAAUCAGUGUGCUUGUGAAAUGUUGGAUUCUGAUCAAUUUUAAGAGGGAAAUUUACAUUAAAGGAAAACGUUAGCUCAAUAUAAACUGAAGAAAGACUGUAAUUGUGAUGCCAAAUGAUUUGUUUGUGAAAUAAAUGACAGUAUUUAGGA